Colias croceus (clouded yellow) is the source of this 2453-nucleotide messenger RNA. RefSeq names its product calcitonin gene-related peptide type 1 receptor-like (gene NGR-B3). Gene Ontology annotation, cellular component: plasma membrane. Gene Ontology annotation, molecular function: peptide hormone binding; G protein-coupled peptide receptor activity. Lineage: Eukaryota; Metazoa; Arthropoda; Insecta; Lepidoptera; Pieridae. The record is from RefSeq and is a predicted model, not a curated record. Bases 101 to 2350 code for a protein of 749 amino acids. Gene Ontology annotation, biological process: adenylate cyclase-modulating G protein-coupled receptor signaling pathway; cell surface receptor signaling pathway. The transcript is spliced from 10 exons.
ACAAUAGAGUAUCAGUAAUCAACGAUUUCAUGGACAAAGUGAUUAACAUAUCGUUACGUCAUUAUGUUAUUUCAAUAUACCAGAGGUGUAGUGUUUGAUAAUGUCUGCAUAUUGUAGAGCGGAAGUGAUUUUGAGCUUUCUAUGGAUUUUUGCUACAGUUGGUGUAGUUGAAGCUUACUUCAGCGAUGGCCUCAACCCUGUAAGAGUGGACCUGAGUGUUUGGCAUCAGCGCAACCCUCGAGUGGCGCUGCGAACUAACGACCAGCUCGCUUGUGAAAAACCUAAUAUUUACAUAUGCGAGGAACCACCAAACACAAUAUCAUCAGAAAUCGGCAAAACGUGUAACUUCCGUAAUGUACAAUACCAUGAGCAAGUAUACAGAUGGGUUGCUGGCAGGGGCUGUCUGCUCUAUACACCAGACUUCCUAUUCGUGAAUGGCAGUAAUCCUAUCAAUUUGAAUGCGGGAUGCGUUUAUGGGAAUCUGUUCGCUCCUUGCUUGGAAGUUGUAAAAGACGAUGGUACUUGUGGAUGUUUUCCUUUCGACCCUUCGUUAGAAGAAGUAGCGAAUACGGUGCGAAAUGCACUCAUACCCUCUGCACAUGGGCGCUGGGAGAAAUGUUUUUAUGAGGCUAGUGACUGUUGCAGCCACUUCAUGGAGGAGAGUGGCUUUGCUGAUUUUGCAAAUGAAGAAUGUCCGACCACAUUCGACGGUUGGACGUGUUGGCAGCCAGCUACUAAAGGCACCACCGCUAGUGCAGUUUGUUCAGAAUUCGCGUAUUCUAACUCUGGACCUUCCUGUCAUCAUUUCAGUACGAAGAAAUGCUUCCAAAACGGUACAUGGGAGUUACAAACCGACUACACCACGUGCAGUAUAACCCCUCGUCUCUUAAGCCGGUACCGUUUUUAUAUCGGAAUGCUGUCCUUUUCCGUAAUUUUCUGUAUACCGGCCAUAUUUAUCUUCUUCUUCUAUAAGAGAUUGAGGAUCACGAGGGUCGUGAUGCACAGGAAUCUGCUGAUCGCGAUCGUGAUACGGAAUCUGCUGGUUAUUAUUGGGCGGAGUGAGAUUUACAUGGAAGAACUAAAAGGUUCCGGCAGUACAGCCAUGUCCCGGAACUCGGUACUAUGCCGUAUUCUAUCCACGGGCGAAAGAGUAGCUGCUGGCGCGGUGUUUGCCGCCAUGUUGUUGGAAGGAUUGUACUUACAUCGGUUAAUUGUAGCUGUGUUUAGAAGGAGAAUGGAAUUGGCAUAUCUGUAUGUAGUGGCUGCAGUGAUCGCGAUUCUCCCAGCAGUGGUAUGGGCUAUAAUCAUGGCACUGUACAACGACCACUCAUGCUGGGUCGUAUAUACCGUGGACCAUGUGCAAUGGAUAUUAGACGGACCCAGGAUUAUGAUCCUGGUCGUCAAUACUGUGCUGUUCUUUGACGUGCUGAGAGUUCUGCUCACUAAGAUCAGGAACACGGAGAAUGCUAAUCAGCUGAGCACAGUAAAAGCAACACUAUUCCUCAUGCCAGUAUUCGGUACACAGUUUAUCUUCACGGCUAUAAGACCCACGACUAGCAACUGUCUCUGGGAGCAAGUGUACUACUUCAUAGCGUACACUGUGGAGGGCUUACAGGGAUUCGUCGUUGCGUUGAUCUAUUGCUACGCUAAUAGAGAGGUCCUCGGACUCAUCAAAGCAACUUACAAGAAGACAGAAAGUGCAGUAGUAUCACGUAUUAGAGGCUCUGAAUACCCUCGUACAAGUGUUGACCCUAAAUCCGAUAGACGCUUUACAUACACUACUGGGAUGUCAAAAAACAAUGAAGAUAAAGACCCAUACACCUACAUGAAGCCAAAACUACAUGUGGCUGAAAUAAUAUCCAUACAAGCUAGCGAAAGAUUGGCAGAAAUACUAGACCCAGUGUAUGAAACAGUGGACAAUGGUCUAGUUAAUAGUGGCUAUGAUUUCCUGGAUAGAUCGGAAUACGAAAAUGACUACAACUUCACAAAUGCCUCUAGCGUUUCUAUUGGUUGUCAAGAUUGGUUAAAACGCAUUUCGCCAAAUAGCAGUAUUUACAAUAGAUCUGCUAUAGAAACAACGAAACCUAUAAAAGAAAAUGAUAAUGAAGCUAAAAAUGUCAAAGAAUCAGAGUACGAAAAUGAUCCAAAAGCAAAUGAUCCCAAUUUUAAUACGGAUCCUCAAAUAGAGGAUGUAUACGAAAUUCCAUCUUUCAAUGAUUAUGAAAACCAUGACAUGUUGAACGAAAUCAUACAGUACAUAGAAAGCAAUGAAAGAAACCUCGCAUUGAAUUCUGAGUUACUAGCGCCGAACAGAAAACCGGAGGAUAAAAUUGUUUUUGUUGAUCAAUAAAUAUUUUGCCAUAAUUAAUCGCCGGCUCCAUCGUCUUCUAUUGUUUAAGCAAAUCAGAUGUACCAUUUGAUAUUUUUUUAAUAAACAGUACUUAAUAUUUUGA